Auanema sp. JU1783 is the source of this 1215-nucleotide messenger RNA. The record is from the annotation of a GenBank genome assembly. Lineage: Eukaryota; Metazoa; Nematoda; Chromadorea; Rhabditida; Rhabditidae.
AUGACUAUAUUACCGAAAACCAAAAAAAUAUCAAAAGAUCGAGAUAAAUCAGUCAAUGUAGGAACAUCAUCAAGUUUUAUUGAAAAGGCAAGAUGCCCAACAGCGACAAAAAGGUUGAAGCAUCCUGAUCAAUCCUCUAGUAGAGUUUUAUCACCUCCUGCUAAAAAAGUUAAUCGUGCUGGAUCACAGUCACCGUUAAAUUCAGACGAUGAAGUUGGAAAUGCUUAUAGAACAAAUGAAGAAGAGGAUGAUUUCACUGAGCUUCUUCGAGCUACAAAUGGUUGGGAACUCAAGGAAAUGCAAGGAGAUGGAGCGUGUCUGUUCCGUGCUGUAGCUCAUCAAGUUUAUGGAGACCAGGAAAUGCAUACUGAAGUUCGUAGACUUUGUAUGGAUUAUAUGGAACGUAAUAGAGAUCAUUUUUCCCAAUUCAUCACUGAAGAUUUUGAUAAUUAUCUUGAUAGGAAGCGUAAUGUCACUGAACAUGGAAACCAUGCUGAAGUACAAGCUAUUUCGGAAAUGUAUGGAAGACCAGUAGAAAUAUAUCAAUAUCGAUUAGAGCCGAUAAACACGUUCCAUCCUGCUGCUUCGGCAGAGAUGAAUGCCCCUCUCCGUUUGAGUUAUCAUAGCAAUAAUCAUUAUAAUGCAAUCAUUGAUCCAAUGGUUGCUACAAUUGGAGUAGGAUUGGGUUUGCCCGGGCAUGUUCCCGGCUCUGCGGAUGCCGAUUUAAUUACUCAAGCCGUUCAUCAAAGUGAAACAUCACAUUUGGAAGAAGCUAUGCUCAAUGAUAAAAUCCACAUGACCGAUUAUGAGAGAACAGAAGAAGAACUCAAAGAGCAUGUUGCAAGGGAGUCCUAUAUGGAGUACUUAAGAAAGUUGGACGCUGCAUCAAGCGAAGACAAAGUAAAUUCUAAAAGCCCUAAUCGACGUAGGACUCCGUCGAACGAAGAGACAUCUAGUCAGAAACCUUCUUGUUCUGGAACUAAUAAGUUUGCUGCCCACGUUCCAAAUGACAAGCCUUGUACAAGCAAGCAAGCAGGGCUUUAUGAAGAACUUUUAGCAAUGGAAGCGUAUUCAGAUUGGUCAGGAAAAUUGAGCGAAGAUACUAUGAUUGCCCGAGCGAUACUAAUGAGUCAACAACAAUUUCUCGAUGAUAUGCAAAAAAGGGAACAUUCUUCAAACAAUGGAUCUUCUAGUAGCUCCAGUCGAGAUAGAUAG